Racocetra fulgida is the source of this 490-nucleotide messenger RNA. NCBI's taxonomy places the organism in Eukaryota, Fungi, Glomeromycota, Glomeromycetes, Diversisporales, Gigasporaceae. The record is from the annotation of a GenBank genome assembly.
AACCAUAAAUGCGGAUUCUGUGAUUAGACAAAUCUCUUCAAUUGGAGUUUCGGAAAUUUCUUCAUUUGAAACCUCAAAUUCUAAGAUUUAUAAGACUGAAGAAACCCCCAAUACUAAGACUUAUAAGACUAGAGAAUCCUCAAAUACUAAAAUUUAUAAGACUAAAAUUACGGUAUUAUCAAUGGAUGAUUCGGAUUAUCUCUCUGUUAAGAAAUUUUUUCUCUCGGGACUUCCCGUUCAUACUGUUCUUGGAAUAUUGAAAAUGGAUAUGCCAACUAAGCUUGUAGAGGCUCAUGAAAAGUAUAAAAGACAGAAUUAUGGUAUGCUGACUCAUAGAAUGUUCCAUGGCACAAGAUCUCUAUGCGAUCCCCAACGAUUUAUCACAAAUCCACAAGCUGAAUUUUGCAAAUACGGUUGUGGUGUGUGCGGAAUAAUGCGAGAAGGUAACAAAACAACAUAUGCUUCUAAUCGCCGUCGUAAGUACUCUUAG